Messenger RNA from Diversispora eburnea, 1803 nucleotides. Lineage: Eukaryota; Fungi; Glomeromycota; Glomeromycetes; Diversisporales; Diversisporaceae. The record is from the annotation of a GenBank genome assembly.
AUGCAAAAAUCAAACAAUUUGAACAAUCGACAAUUGCUCGUUCUUUAUGGAAGCCAGACGGGAUAUGCUCAAGAUAUUGCUGAAAGGAUUGAAAGACAGGCAAGGCGACGCCUUUUUAAAACUAGGCUUUUUUCAAUGGACUCUUAUGAUAGGACCAAUCUUAUAAAUGAAGAACUUGUAAUUUUUAUUUGUUCAACAACUGGACAAGGUGAUGAACCAGAUAACAUGCGAAAAUUCUGGAAAUUUUUAUUGAGAAAAAACCUUCCAAAUGACAUUUUGAAUCAAUUGAAGUUUGCAGUAUUUGGUCUUGGGGAUUCUUCAUAUGUAAGGUAUAAUUGGCCUGCCAAAAAACUUUUUAAACGUCUUAUUCAGUUAGGUGCACAGAGUUUGCUUCCUCGUGGAGAAGGAGAUGAUCAACAUUAUCUUGGUGUAGAUGGUACACUUGAUCCAUGGCUUGAAGAACUUUGGAAAAUAUUAAUGGAAAAAUAUCCAUUGCUACCAAAUACUGAAGUAAUUCCUGAUGACGUUUUAUUAUAUCCUUCAAUUUACAGAAAAAUAUCUAGUUAUCGAAUUCAAUUUAUUGAUCAUAAUCUUGACUCGGAUAAAGUUAAACCGAUUAAAAGUGAUCAUCUAAUUGCGCAUUUAGUUAAAAAUACACGUAUAACUGCAUAUGACCAUUUUCAAGACGUGCGUCAUAUCGAAUUAGAUAUCUCUGAUUUUAAUGAAUCUGAUGCAAACUUUAAUCCUGGUGAUGUUGCAAUCCUUUUUCCAAAGAAUUUAUCUGAAGAAGUAGAUGAGUUUCUCGAGUUGCUAAAUUUGUCUGAUACAGCAGAUGAUACUUUUAUUCUCUUACCAAAUGAUGAAAAAGAUCGUGAGGUACCUCCUGGUUUGGAUUCAAUUUUAACUUUGAGAAAACUGGUUGAAAAUUAUCUGGAUAUUUCCAGUACUCCUCGUAGAUCGUUCUUCGAGUUCUUGUCUUUUUUUACGACAGACGAGGAUCAUACAGAAAAGUUGAGAGAAUUUUGUUCUGCGGAAGGUCAAGAUGAUUUAUACGCGUAUAAUCAACGCGUACGACGCACAAUAAUUGAAGUACUUCAAGACUUCUCAUCUGCUAAAAUACCUUUGGAAUAUAUUCUUGAUAUGUUUCCAAAAUUACAACCACGACAAUUUUCAAUUUCCUCCUCUAUGAAAGUUCAUCCGGGAAAAAUUCAUUUGACAGUUGCUAUAGUUAAUUAUAAGACUAGAUUGGUUAAACCGAGGACAGGUGUUUGCACAAAAUGGUUGUCAGGUUUGGAGCCAGAAUGUUGCACCAUUCCAGUUCAAAUUACACGCGGAACAAUGAAAUUACCUACUUCAAUUUCCACUCCAAUUAUUCUUAUUGGACCAGGAACUGGAAUUUCGGUUAUGCGAGCUUUUUUGCAAGAACGCGUAUCAGAGGGCGCGACAGAUAAUUAUUUAUUUUUCGGGUGUAGGAAACAAGAUAAAGAUUAUUAUUAUAAAGAAGAAUGGGAACAAUACGUCAAAGAUGGUCAGUUAAAAGUAUUUGUGGCAUUCUCUAGAGAUCAAGACAGAAAAAUAUAUGUCCAAGAUAUUCUUAAAGAAAAUGCUCAAUUGGUAUGGGAGAUCGUACAUGAAAGAAAUGGAUUUGUAUAUGUUUCUGGACGAGCAGAUAAGAUGCCUAUAGAUGUUAUGAAUGCUUUUAAAUCAAUAUUUAUUUCUGAGGGAGCAAUGACUGAGGAAGAGGCUGAAAAAUAUAUGACUUUAAUUGGAAGAACCGGAAGAUACCAACAAGAGGUUUGGUGA